AUUCUUUUGUAAUUCUCACCUUCUUAUUUCUUCCCCAGGGAAUCGGAUUUCAGGACAGUUUUCCACGGAGAAAGUCUCAAAGUUAUAUAGCGAAUCCCUUAAUUCUCUGUUGUUGAAUUUAAAUUUACCGCAGGCCGUUUCUUCACACUCUUUGGCUGCUAAGAAACGACAUAUAAAUGGCCGAUGCUACAGUAAUCAACGGAGAAGUUUCCGAUGAUCGGACGGUGGAUAUUGCCGGAGAUGAAACUUCGUCAAAAAUUUCUGGGCUCCACCAAAUGAUUGCUGAUCUUGAGCGGGAAAAUGGGAUAACCAUUAAGGAAAAUGAGGGCUAUAAGAAGCAAAUUCAGGAAUUGGAGGCCUCUGUGGAAGAAUUGAGCACAGCGAAUGUGGAUUUGAAGAAGCAGGUGGAGAAGGCAGAAUCAGAAAAUAAGGCCUUAGGUGCGGUCGCUGCUCGAGCAGCUGAGCUCGAAGCUGAGGUGUCGAGGCUGCAGCAUGAUUUGGUGUCGGCGAUGAGUGAUUUACAGGAAUCAGCUGUUGAAUUAUCGGACUUGAAGAGGGAGUUGGAAGGAGCGAAAGAGAGGGAGAAGGAGAAGAAUGUUAACUUGGAAGCAAUUGGGAAAGAGAGGGACUUGUUAUUGUCUAAGGUUGAGAAACUGGAGGGAGUCGAAAACAGUUUGAGGGGUGAAUCGGAUGGGAAGGAAAGGGAAAUCCGGAAUCUGAAGAAGAAUGUUGAGGAGUUGGAAGUGGUAGUGGAAAAUAGUAAGAGUUUGGAGAAGCUGAAGAAUGAGUUGGAGAAGACAAUUGAGAAAAUGAAGGAAGAAAUUAGUGGUCUAGAAAGCAUUUUGGAGGAGAAAGAGAAGGUGAUUAGUGGGUUUGAAAUGAAGGAAAGAGCAGUUGGUGGUGCUAACGGUGAUGCUACCAUUGAGACUGAAAAGAAGGGAUUAAUUGGGGGUUUGAAACAAAAGGAUUGGUUGGUGGUCGGGGGCUCAACUGUUGCUGCUGUUGCUGUUGCAGGAGUUGCGUGCUACAUACACGCUGCAAGGAAACAUUGAUUUGGGUACUUGACUUUGCAGGCACUUAGAGGUUAGGAGGACUUCUUUUCUAACCGAAUGAUGAGGAGUUUCAGUUUUGAUCAAAGGUGUUUUUUGGUUUUUUCCUCUAUUAAGUUUGGUAAUCUUAGUCAACAGCACUCUAUAUUUGGUUACAUUGUUGUGGAAUAAUGUUAGGAAAUACUCCAUAUUAUUUUCUUUGGAGAACUUCAUGUGUUGAAUGCGGAAGGUAUAUACUUCCACUAUAUUUUAAUGAUGUUUUGAGAUAUUGUUCAGAACCCAAGGUGGUUGUAUUUUAUGUAGUUUCUUAUAGAA
This is a messenger RNA of Sesamum indicum (sesame), 1364 nucleotides long. It is a transcript of the gene PMD2, whose product is annotated as Tropomyosin-like protein. The record is from RefSeq and is a predicted model, not a curated record. Lineage: Eukaryota; Viridiplantae; Streptophyta; Magnoliopsida; Lamiales; Pedaliaceae.